Molecule: messenger RNA, 4247 nt
Organism: Miniopterus natalensis
Lineage: Eukaryota; Metazoa; Chordata; Mammalia; Chiroptera; Miniopteridae
Gene: CSF1R
Product: colony stimulating factor 1 receptor
Biological process (GO): protein phosphorylation; multicellular organism development; osteoclast differentiation
Cellular component (GO): plasma membrane; CSF1-CSF1R complex; signaling receptor complex
Molecular function (GO): cytokine binding; ATP binding; macrophage colony-stimulating factor receptor activity
Source: RefSeq, a predicted model, not a curated record
GCUGGUGCAGUGGACAGGAACGUGUCCAGCCGGCGCUCCUGGUCCCUGCAGAGCCAGCAGCUGGAGCCCAGUGCCUGCCCAGCCCCAGCCCUGCAUCAGCCUGCCGCCUCCCCGCAGAAGCCAUGGGCCCAGGGCCUCUGCUGGUCCUGCUGGUGGCCACAGCUUGGCAUGCUCAAGGGGUCCCCGUGAUAGAGCCCAGUGUCUCUGAGCUGGUCGUGAUGCCAGGCAUGACGGUGACCCUGCGAUGUGUGGGCAAUGGCAGUGUGGAAUGGGAUGGCCCCACCUCCUUCCCACACUGGACCCUGGACCCUGAUGCCCCCAGCAGCAUCCUGACCACAAACAAUGCUACUUUCCAAAACACGGGGACCUAUCGCUGCACUGAGCCCGGAGACCCCCUGGGGGGCAGUGCCAGCAUUCACCUCUACGUCAAAGACCCUGCUCAGCCCUGGAAUUUGCUGGCCCAGGAAGUGACAGUGUUCGAGGGCCAGGAUGCCCUGCUGCCCUGCCUGCUCACCGACCCGGCACUGGAGGCUGGUGUCUCACUGGUGCGGGUGCGUAACCGGCCUGUCCUGCGCCAGACCAACUACUCCUUCUCACCCCGGCACGGCUUCACGAUUCACAACGCCAGGUACCUUGACAACCAGGAUUACCAAUGCAGCGCUCAAGUAGCCGGCAGGAUGGUGACGUCGCUCGGCAUCCGUCUUAAAGUGCAGAAAGUUGUCCCAAGGCCCCCGACUGUGACACUGGAGCCUGCAGAGCUGGUGCGGAUUCGAGGGGAGGCUGCCCAGAUCGUGUGCUCAGCCAGUGACGUUGAUGUUAAGUUUGAUAUCUCCCUCCAACGAGGAAACACCAAGCUCGCAAUCUCUGAACACACCGACUUCCGUGAUAACAGUUACCAGAAAGUCCUGACCCUCAACCUCGAUCAAGUAGGCUUCCAAGAUGCUGGCAUCUACACCUGUGUGGCCACCAAUGCCCGGGGCGCCCACUCCACCUCCAUGGUUUUCCGGGUGGUAGAGAGUGCCUACCUGAACUUGACCUCUGAGGAGAACCUCCUCCAGGAGGUGGCCCUGGGUAAGAAGCUCAACCUCCAGGUCACAGUGGAGGCCUACCCGGACCUACAAGCCUUUAACUGGACCUAUGGGGGACCCUUCUCUGACCACAAACCCAAGCUCAAUUUUGUCACCGUCAAGGAUACAUACAGGUACACCUCCACCCUCUCCCUGCCUCGCCUGAAGCCCUCUGAGGCCGGCCGCUACUCCUUCCUGGCCAGAAAUGCCAGAGGCGAGGAGGCCCUGACCUUUGAGAUCACCCUUCGAUACCCCCCAGAGGUAAGGGUCAUGUGGAACCCCAGCAAUGGUUCUGGAACCAUGCUCUGUGAAGCCUCCGGGUAUCCCCAGCCUAACGUGACGUGGGUGCUAUGCGGGGGCCAUACUGAUAGAUGCGAUGAGGCCCAAGCGCUGCUGGUCUUCGAGGACCCAUACCCCAAGAUCGUGAGCCAGGAGCCCUUCCACAAGGUGACUGUCCAGAGCCUGCUGGUCACUGGGACCUUGGAACACAACAGGACGUAUGAGUGCAGGGCCCACAACAGUGCGGGGAACAGCUCCAACACCUUCCAGCCCAUCUCAGCAGGAGCCAUCAUGCAGCUCUCUGAGGAGCCCCUCUUCACGCCCGUGCUGGUCGCCUGCCUGUCCAUCAUGGCCUUGCUGCUGCUGCUGCUCCUGUUGCUUCUGUACAAGUACAAGCAGAAGCCCAAGUAUCAGGUGCGCUGGAAGAUCAUUGAGAGCUUCGAGGGCAACAAUUACACAUUCAUCGAUCCCACCCAGCUGCCCUACAACGAGAAGUGGGAGUUCCCCCGAAACAACCUGCAGUUCGGUAAGACCCUGGGAGCCGGCGCCUUUGGGAAGGUGGUAGAGGCCACAGCCUUUGGUCUGGGCAAGGAAGAUGCUGUCCUGAAGGUGGCUGUGAAGAUGCUGAAGUCCACGGCUCAUGCAGACGAGAAGGAGGCCCUUAUGUCUGAACUGAAGAUCAUGAGUCACCUGGGCCAGCAUGAGAACAUAGUCAACCUUCUGGGAGCCUGUACCCACGGAGGCCCUGUUCUGGUCAUCACUGAGUACUGUUGCUAUGGCGACCUGCUCAACUUUCUGCGAAAGAAGGCUGAGGCCAUGCUGGGACCCAGCCUGAGUCCAGGCCAGGAUCCGGGUUACAAAAACAUCCACCUGGAAAAGAAAUACGCCCGCAGGGACAGUGGCUUCUCCAGCCAGGGUGUGGACACCUACGUGGAGAUGAGGCCUGUAUCCACUUCUUCUUCAAAUGACUCCUUCUCCGAACAAGACCUGGGCAAAGAUGAGUGGCCACUGGAACUGCGAGACCUGCUCCACUUCUCCAGCCAGGUGGCCCAGGGCAUGGCCUUCCUUGCUUCCAAGAACUGCAUCCACCGGGAUGUGGCAGCCCGAAAUGUGUUACUGACCAGUGGGCGUGUGGCCAAGAUUGGAGACUUUGGACUGGCUAGAGACAUCAUGAAUGACUCCAAUUACAUCGUCAAGGGCAACGCCCGUCUACCCGUGAAGUGGAUGGCUCCAGAGAGCAUCUUCGACUGCAUCUACACGGUUCAGAGCGAUGUCUGGUCCUACGGCAUCCUCCUCUGGGAGAUCUUCUCACUUGGGCUGAACCCCUACCCUGGCAUCCUGGUAAACAGCAAGUUCUACAAACUGGUGAAGGAUGGAUACCAAAUGGCUCAGCCUGCAUUCGCUCCAAAGAACAUAUACAGCAUCAUGCAGGCAUGUUGGUCCUUGGAACCCACCCACAGACCCACCUUCCAGCAGAUCUGCUUCCUCCUUCAGGAGCAGGUCCAAGAGGACAGCGGAGAGCAGGGCUACACUAAUCUGCCAAGCAGCAGCAGCAGUGAUGGUGGUGGCGGCAGCAGUGAGCAAGAGGAGAGCUCGAGCGAGCAGCUGGCCUGCUGUGAGGAGGGGGACGUUGCCCAGCCCCUGCUGCAGCCUAACAACUACCAGUUCUGCUGAGAUGACGACAGGGGAGCACUGCCUGUCCCCUCCUCCGAGCUUCAACUCCUCUGUGGAUAGGGUGCUACGAGAACAUAGACUCUGCCCCUGGUCAUUUCACUCAGCCCAGCCCAGAUCUGAAACUCAGGAGUGUGGGAUCCAUGAAAUAUCUGAGCGCACCACAACUCCAGGGCCUGGGUCAUCACUGCCAGUCAGGGGCUGGGGCUGAGCCCCUCCCCUCCCAUUGUUCUCAACACUGUGGCUACAUGCUCACUAUGCCAACUGGGAGAAUCCCCAGCUCACCCUCUUAACCUUGUUCCCAUUUCUAGGAACCCCUUCCCUCCCUGUCACCCGUCUCAAUGGAAAUGGACUGGUUUUGCACCUAUGAAGUCCCCAGUAGCUGUCCCAACACUGAGAAAACAAUGCUCCUGGGGCCCCCUCUCUAACCAAGUGGAGCAGCAAGAGCAAACAGAUGCUCAGAAGCUGUGCUAGGUUCAGACCCCUCGGAGCAGAGUGGCUCCUUUGUAGGAAUCUAACUGUACCUCCUAGUGUCUGCCCUCUGGUCUUCUCCCCACAACCCCAUCCCACCCUGAAUCUGGUACUGCUGUAAUGAGCCAGGUGGCAGCUAAAGUUUGGGGUGUUCUGCCCAGUCCCCUGCCCCGUCCUCCUGAGCUGGAAGGCAGGGACCCGUGUGGCUGGCCACACCAAGCAAGCAGCACGCAUUUCCCCAAGUUGACUCAUCAUAACUAACAGUCACGCUAUGGGAUGCCGCCGUCAGCAUUAAACUAACAGCAUUAACACAGCUGGUCUCUGGUUCUUUGCAUCUCAUGAAGGACUACAGACUCCUUGGAACCUCCUACCAUCCCUCCUUCAUGGCAAGUGACCAACUCAGCACCUCCAGAGCUCAACCACAUUGUGCCCCACACAAUGAGCAUGCAAUUGACUCUUACUUCACCAAAACCAGAUAAUUUAAUAAACUUUAUCCUUGCUGGGGAAAGAGGGAGGAAAAAAAGCCACCUACUCUACUCUUCUGAAUAAGUUAAAUAACACAUGGCCAAUUCCUAUGCCCUAAGCAAACCUUGGGCACUUGAGCCAGUCCCGCUGUUCCUUAUAGCCCAGUCUGCUUCCCCUUCACAGAAGGGAGUUUUUCCUACUGCUGCCAGGUUAUGUCAUGCCAUGGGCCACAUCCCCUCUGUGGCAAGGGCCCAGGGCCCAGAAAGGAUAUAGGGUGCAGCAGCAGUGGCCAGG